Molecule: messenger RNA, 868 nt
Organism: Ixodes scapularis (black-legged tick)
Lineage: Eukaryota; Metazoa; Arthropoda; Arachnida; Ixodida; Ixodidae
Product: fibronectin
Exons: 4
Coding region: 1-846 (281 amino acids)
Molecular function (GO): protein binding
Source: RefSeq, a predicted model, not a curated record
AUGCAGGGAUGGGCCAAACACCAACAAGGAUACACGCCAUCAAAGAAACUAGCAGUCAUGGACGAAAAAGAAACAACCAGACAAGGUCCGAGCCAGCUGCUCGUGCUUCCGCUGUCGGACACGUCGGUCCUGCUCCUCUGGAGUCCCGUGCUCCAGUACGUGCCGGGAGGCGAGUACCGGGUGCGCGUCUCCAGCGGCAACUCCACGGGCGCUUUCGUGUACGUGGGUCUGGCCCUGUCGUACAUCUUCUCCAACCUGGACGCGACGCAGAACAAGACCUUCGAAGUGCAGUGGUUACUCCCUGCGGUGACAAAUGUGACACUGUCUUCGAUCACGACAUCAUCAGUCAACGUCAGUUGGAUCCUCGAAGACACUGAUGGCGUCGAUGGCUUCCAAGUGUCAUGGUGCGUCACCACUUCGUGCCCCGCGAAGCUAAACGACAUCACGGCACAAACGUUCAAGGUGAUCCAGUACCUGCAGGACUUCACCAAUUACACCAUCUUCGUGUGCACCUACCAGGACCAGCAGUACAAGACUUUCGUGGGGCCCUGCGUCAACGUCACAGUCAGGACACGGCCGGCACCCCCUCCAGGCCCAGUCGCCCUUCCGCUGAGCCAAACGUCCAUCAUCGUCCUGUGGGGCCCCAAGCCCAGCUGUCCUUCGAUAUCGUCGUACAGGAUACGCAUCGUCGCAGUCGGGAACACCACGGCGUUUCAGUACACCGAGCAGUUGUCGUACACCUACCAAAACCUCCAGCCGACCACCAAAUACAUGUUUCAGCUGGAGUGGUGCCCACUCGAAGGGAUUUGCAGUGAUCCGGUUGACGUGAGAGGAAGCACGGUGUAGGGCGGUUUCACCGGACAUAUAC